Messenger RNA from Trametes versicolor FP-101664 SS1, 1891 nucleotides. RefSeq names its product FAD/NAD-P-binding domain-containing protein. The record is from RefSeq and is a predicted model, not a curated record. The coding region runs from base 62 to 1798 and encodes 578 amino acids. NCBI's taxonomy places the organism in Eukaryota, Fungi, Basidiomycota, Agaricomycetes, Polyporales, Polyporaceae. Gene Ontology annotation, molecular function: oxidoreductase activity. The transcript is spliced from 10 exons.
CUGAGCCACCAGUGCCAGUGCUGUCGUUCGACCCGACCCCGCCGCCGCUACUAGUUGCACGAUGUCAGCCUCACAGGGUACCAAUGCCCCCCGCUCAGACUCCGUCGCGAUCCUUGGCUCUGGUGUUGCAGGCCUGAUCACGGCCUAUACACUCAUCCACGAUGGCUACACGAACGUCAAGAUCCUGACGCGAGACCUUCGUGUUGGCGGCAUCUGGGCAACGAACCGCGUCUAUCCUGGACUUCACCUGAACAACGUCCAUGGAGAGUAUCGCCUGUCUCCCCUGGAGAUGCCCCCACCAUCUUCUGCCGACGGUCGCUUGUCGGGCGAUGAUAUGGCUCAGUACAUGGUGCGAUUCACCGACAAGUACCUUUCGGAUCGCGUAGAGUUUGGGCUCGAUAUCAGCAACAUACGCCGCGGCUCGAACGGAGAAGGUUGGCUUCUAGACGUACGCGACGUACAGACUGGAAAGCAGGAGACCAGGCCCUUCAGUCGCCUAGUAGUCUGCACAGGGGGAUGCGAUUCUCCCAAGCUCCCGAUGAAGUUGAGCCCCGAUGCGGCGCGAGCGGCAGGAUUCAAGGGUCUCGUUUUCCACAGCGUGGACUUCGGGCCAAAGCUACAGGAUCUAAUCGCAAGCGUGCCUCCUUGUGACCCAAGCGAGACUUCCAAGUCUUUGGGCUCCUCUGUCGUGGUCAUAGGAGGCGGAAAGUCCGCGCAAGACAUAGCUGCGUAUCUGGCCAAUGAGGGUCGGGCAGUGACUAUGAUAUGCCCUGAUCUCGAUGCCUUCACCGCAGGCCCUAAACCUCUGCCCGACUUCAUCCGGAAGAGCCGGCUACUAUCUUUGUUUUCGCCUCAUAUACAUCUACGCACCAGCCUCGAGCGGUUCCUUCAUACGACGCGGGUGGGGCAGAAGACGGUGGACUUCAUGUGGAAUGGUUUAGUGGACAGCUCCUUUAAAGCCGCGAACAUACCCACCGACUCCCCUCUGCGUAACACCGUAAGCCCGUUCUGGCAUGUUCGCAUCAACGAUGAAGGCAUCCCUCGCGAAAAUGGAUUCCAUGGCCUUGCGGUCGCUGGCAAGAUCGACGUCAUAACCCCCGCGCAUGCGGUCGGCUUCAGCGAAGACGGGCAGUCGGUCACUCUCGACAGCGGGAGGUCGAUUCGUGCCAGUGCGGUCGUUCUUGCCACCGGAUAUCAAUCAUCCUGGUCCUCGCUCUUCGAAGCGAACGCUGCCGAGGAGCUAGGCCUGAAUCCACAUCCAGCAGCAGAGACGAGCUCUGACCACCACUGGGAUUACACGUCUUUGUACAACCCCCCUCCCCUCCAUCCCGACGCCAAGAAGUGGUCGUCGUCGAUAUACCGAGGCAUCGUGCCGUCGAGGAACAUCGCUCGCCGAGACUUCGCAGUGAACGGUGCUUGCGUCUCCCCAAACAACGGGUACACGCUGGAGGUCGCCUCCCACUGGAUCUCGUCGUACUUCCUCGGAGACGAGAUGCGUCUUCCUGAGACGCCCGAGGCCGCCCUCGCAGAAACCGACCGCGCUGCAGCGUGGCUUCGGACGCGGUACCCCGAAGUGCCGACCGCCCUCAACUCGAGCCAUACGGGAUAUCUUGCAUUCUGGACGUGGCCCCAGCACGUCGAUGACCUUCUCGAGGACAUGGGUUUGGCGGUGAUGCGUAGUGGAGGAAACGGACUCACGUGGCCUUUCAAGGUCAUCGAUCUCAAGGAGAUUGCACACCUCAAGGAGGAGCGCGACGCCAAGCGCUCCACUAGGGACGCCCAGCAGCAACAGGCUUGAUGGGAUAACCGUGGCCUGACGAGCGUUGCGGACGUGCUCUUGCUAUGCACGUCGAUUGGAUGUCAUUUGGGUUGUAUGUAUAGGUCACACGCC